Messenger RNA from Chlorella variabilis, 1329 nucleotides. RefSeq lists its product as hypothetical. NCBI's taxonomy places the organism in Eukaryota, Viridiplantae, Chlorophyta, Trebouxiophyceae, Chlorellales, Chlorellaceae. The transcript is spliced from 5 exons. Bases 1 to 1329 code for a protein of 442 amino acids. The record is from RefSeq and is a predicted model, not a curated record. Gene Ontology annotation, molecular function: DNA-binding transcription factor activity.
AUGAAACGGGAUGGCAUGCCCGCGCCCCAGCAGAGCAGAAAGAAGACGAAAGCUGGUGUCUACACAUCUGACGUGACAUGGGAGGCGCUGGCCUCGGUGUUCCAUCUGCCGUGCGCACAGGCGUGCCUGGCGCUCGGGGUCGGUCUGACCAUCUUCAAGCGCAUCUGCCGCAAGCACGGCCUCCACCAGUGGCCCUACCGCUCCCUCAAGAAGCAGCGCACCAUGUCGCGGGAUGGCAAGCUGGAGGGCGCCGAUAUCCUGCGCAUUGUGACAGCCUGCCGGUACCCCAAUGUGGGCUCCCAGCAGCAGCAGGCGCGACAGCAGUCAUCGCCGCCACUGCCACUGCCAGAGCUCGCCCCACAGCCCCUGCAGCCAUCGCCCCUGCAGCGCACAGAGCAGCACCAUCACCAGGAGCAGCAGGCUGCCCACGCAUCCAAUCCAGAUGUGGACAGCAGCGGCAGCAGCGGCAGCAAGGUGCAUCGGCAGCAGGAAGAGGCGGGAGGCAACCUGGAGGAUAUCUGCAGCGUUGACAGCCGGCAGCGCAAGCGGCGGGGCUCCCCGCUGCAGCAGCAAGUGCGGCGGCCUCCUUCGCCACCGCAGGCGCAGCAGCCAGACAUGCAGGGCACACGGGGUGCUGCCGGGGAUAGCAGUCAUACCAGACAGCAGGGGCUCGGCGGGGACCGGCCAGCAAGCCGCCUGGAUGUCCCGCUGCCUUCUGAGGCAGCGGCUGAGGCAGAUGCGGGACCAGAGCAGGACGCCCAGCAGCAGCCGCCGCAGCAGCAGCCAGCAAGCACCCAGACCCUCCCGACAAUGCUGCCCGGCCUCUCACUGCUGCUGGGGCCGCAGCUGCCAACACUGCAGGCGGUGACUGCUGCGCUGAGCGGCGCGCAGCAUCAGAGUCCAGGCGCAGAACAGGCACCUGCUGCCAGCCAGCUUCAGCAGACAGCAGAGAUGCUGAACCAGCUGGCAGACUUCCUGGACGCUCAGGCCAGGGCCGCAGCUGGCGCCGCGCUGGCGGGGCACCGACAGGGGCAGGCGGCUGCAGCACCGUCGGCAGACCUUCUGAUAUCCAGCCUCCUCAACAAUGCCGGUUGGGCAUCAGGCAGCCUGUCACUGCCGCUCUUUGGCACUGGCGGCAGCAGCAGCGGCAGCAGUAAUUUAUCAGCAGACUCUUCCGUUGCCUCUGCCAUGGCUUCACACCUGCAGCUGCAUGCCCUGCUGGAAGGGCUGCUGGCUGUCAGUGGCAAGCUGUUCACGCCAUCUGACCCCGGCCUGCCGCCACCCAUCAGGCGAGAAUUGCAGCCAACGGGCGCCAGGCAGCAGAAGUAG